Penicillium alfredii is the source of this 2631-nucleotide messenger RNA. Its product is annotated as M protein repeat protein. NCBI's taxonomy places the organism in Eukaryota, Fungi, Ascomycota, Eurotiomycetes, Eurotiales, Aspergillaceae. The transcript is spliced from 3 exons. Gene Ontology annotation, cellular component: Golgi apparatus; endoplasmic reticulum. Bases 1 to 2631 code for a protein of 876 amino acids. The record is from RefSeq and is a predicted model, not a curated record.
AUGGCGCAGAACUCGCAGGCAGCAAAGCAAAAAUGGGGCAUGGGGUCUUUUUUCCAGCAAGCCGUCGCGGGUGUCGAAUCUCGGCUCGACAAUAUCUUGAUGGACCCGGACGAAAUAGCGACAAAACCUGCCAGCGCAAAAGCAACGGAGACUGAGAAGGCCGAGGCAUCAGCACCGGCACCAGUGCCAAAACCUCCUGUUGUCUCACAAUCACGCAGCGCUUCUGGUGCGCGGAAGAAUGAUCGACUCCAGGAACGUUUGGCGCGAGCCGUGGUGAAAUCUAAUACGAACAGUCGUGUUUCUCAAUCUUCCCCCAGUGGCGUCUCGUCGCGAGCGUCCAGUCCGGCACCGAGCAAUGGUGCGCGAUCAAGUAUGGAUGUCGACUCUAGCCUGGCGCCUUCCACUGUCGCCGACAAUGAGAAGAACCCAACCACAAAUGAAGAGGCCGCUCUGUCGGUGUCUGCCUCACCGAGGGCCAGCUACGAGUCGGGAGUACCACCGCGCGUUUCCGGGGAAUUCGAUACAGCAGGAUCAAUACCAAAUACGUCCGGGGAGACACCGGAACGGCCUGCAGAUCCGGAGAAGACCAACGAUGAUCUAACGGGCUCGCACCAAAAUACAGUUGCCGGCGUUUCGGUAUCAGAAAAGGCCCCGCGAGUGAACGUGGAGCCACCGGAACAAGGAGAUGACCAGGAUCCAGCUAUUGCUCGAUUGCAGGCUGACCACAAGGCGGCCGAGUCUCAGUGGCAAGAGGAGGUGUAUGGUUAUAUUGAGCGGAUAGACGCCUUGCAGUCGAAGCUCCAAUAUCUGGCCAAGGAUGCAGCCGAAUCGGCAAAGACUGCCGCGGCUAAUGCCGCGCCAGGGAGUGCCGACAAACAACUGUUGGAAAAAGACGAAAAGAUUGCAUUGCUCCUUGAGGAAGGGCAAAAACUAUCCAAGACGGAGAUGGACCAUCGAACGUUGAUCAAGAAAUUACGCCAGCAGCUUGCGGAGAGCACAAAAUCCCAGACCGAGUUGAAGAAGAAAACAGAGAAAUUGGAAAGGGAAGCGAUCAGCGCCGAAGCCAGGGCUCAACGGUCUGAGGCCGCAGAGAAGAGGGCGAACGACUCUUUAACCUCCCAGAAGAGAGUGGGCGAUGACCUUCAAGCCGUCACGAAGGAGCGCAACGCACUCAAUCAGACUGUCCAGGACAUGAAAGCGCAACUGAGCCGGGCCACCGCACGUGCUGAGGCUGCUGAGACGAAGGUGCUAUCGGAGGCAGCAGAGAAGGAGAGACGCAAAGCUUCUGAGCUGGAGGAGGAACUUUCGAAUUUGAAGAUCGAGCGUGACAUUGGCGAGGAGAAAUCGAAGAGGGAAAUCAAGGACUUGAAGGAGAAAAUGGAACAGGAAAGAGAUAGGGCCCGGAUGCUCGAGACUGAACUCAGAAACGAACAGUCGGUGCUGGAAAGCAAGAUGGAGAGCCUUCGUGCCCGCGCAGAAGAGGCCUCGUCCGGAGCAACUGGAGAGUCUCAAGCCACGCUUUUGCGGCAGAUUGAGACUCUUCAGACUCAGUAUGCCGUCGCAAGUGAAAAUUGGCACACGCUCGAGGGCUCUCUGCUCUCCCGGAUGGCAAACAUAGAAAAGGAACGAGAUGAAGUUGGCCGUCGCGAAGGGGAAAUGCGGAAGAAAAUUCGGGAAUUGAACCUGAAGGCGAAGAGGCUAGAAGAGGAACUUGAGGGUGCAAAGGAAUCUGAGCAGGACCUGGAAGCCAAGCUUGAAGAGCACAUGCAGGACCUGCAGAAGAUGCAGCAAAAGCUCCAGAAGGCCGACGACGAUCUCACGUCUGCGCAGAAAGACUUGCUCGAGCAGAAGAAGGUGUCGGAUGCGACCUGGGCACAGAAACUGGAGGAAGAACGGGCCCGGUGGCGGGAACAAUCCAACUUCCUCCAUGGACCACGGGGCAUGUCGCCUGUCACGUCCACGCGGCGGGCGAGCAACCUCGAGGCGGCCGCUUUGGCCAUGUCAGAAUUCCGUCCACCGAGCCGGCGCUCGUCCACGCUCCCACCUGGCUCGCCUGAAAUUGGCACGCCGCCGCGUCAGAACUCCUACCCGACGUCGGUUUCUAAUGCUGUACUUUCCCCUCCCCAAAUCAACACGUCCACCCCGUCCAUGAUCAUGGAAACCCCGUCGAUCAACUUCGAGCCCGAUGAGGUCUUCAGUGGCUCCGGCACUCCAGCUACCCCAUCUGCAUACGGUGGUACACAGGCGCCGGCAUCGCGUGGGAUCAACGAUAUCAUUUCCGAAUCGACCGUGGGUGCCGGCCCAUCCGUACAGCUCGUGGAGCGCAUGAGUGCCACGGUCCGUCGUCUCGAGAGCGAGCGAGCCGGGUCCAAGGACGAGCUGGCCCGUGUCACGUCACAGCGCGACGAAACUCGACAGCAAGUGGUCGAUCUGAUGCGUGAGCUCGAGGAGAAGAGAGUCUCUGACGCGCGUGUGCAGGAGCUCGAAACGCGCCUUGUGGAUCUCGAUCAGCGGUACCAGACGACUCUGGAGAUGCUGGGCGAGCGAAGCGAGAAGGUCGACGAGCUGCAAGCUGAUGUUGCCGAUCUCAAGAAGAUUUACCGGGAGUUGGUCGACAGCACCAUGAAAUAA